Messenger RNA from Vicia villosa (hairy vetch), 477 nucleotides. RefSeq lists its product as uncharacterized. Gene Ontology annotation, molecular function: RNA-DNA hybrid ribonuclease activity; nucleic acid binding. NCBI's taxonomy places the organism in Eukaryota, Viridiplantae, Streptophyta, Magnoliopsida, Fabales, Fabaceae. The record is from RefSeq and is a predicted model, not a curated record. The transcript is spliced from 2 exons. The coding region runs from base 1 to 477 and encodes 158 amino acids.
AUGGUAGAUACUUUAUGGCACAAUAGGAAUGAGUUCAUUUGGAACAAUGAAAAGGAGGAGGCAUUGAGGCUUGGGUGGUUAGCUUUCCACAAGUGGCAAGAGUGGUGGUUGGCUCAAAAUUCUCAAGAUGGCGAAACGACCCCCCUCCACACUCAUCAAUGGCUUCCACCCCCUCCGGGUUGGUUCAAGUGUAAUGUCGAUGCGGAUUUUAAUCGUAAUUGUGGUACUACUAAUAGAGGUUGGUGCAUUCGGGAUGAUUUGGGGAACUUUAUUACCGCGGGUGUCGCUUGGGAUGUGGGUUCUUCUUCUACUUUAGAAGCGGAGGCUUUGGCUUUGAAGGAAGCUAUCCAAGGAGCUUUAGCCCUCCAUCUUGAUCAUGUUGUUUUCUCGAGCGACUCUCAACAAGUGGUGCAAGCUAUCCAUUCAAAUUCCAUAGGAGGGUCCGAGUUCAGCGGCCAAUUCUUGGUCUCGACGUAG